Rhodofomes roseus is the source of this 1056-nucleotide messenger RNA. RefSeq lists its product as uncharacterized. The transcript has 3 exons. Lineage: Eukaryota; Fungi; Basidiomycota; Agaricomycetes; Polyporales; Fomitopsidaceae. The record is from RefSeq and is a predicted model, not a curated record. The coding region runs from base 1 to 1056 and encodes 351 amino acids.
AUGCGAUGGAACAAAGGUGUGCUCUAUGUCGUUGCUGGGGAAGUCAACGGUGUCUGCAAGGGGACGCGAUUCGUGAUACGGGCUUCCAGAGGCACACGCGGGAACCACGGCACCAUACUCAUUGCGGAACACGUCGACGUGACCAAGUGCUCUGUGAGACUCGUCAGCGAGUCCCUGCGCAUCAAAGUCGAUUCCUUGGAGGAGGAGAGGGCGUUGUUAGUGGCGUGGAACUCGGAGCCGAUGAAAAUUCACACCUCCCUACCUCUGCAGGUGCGGAGUCCAUACAGACACACGAAGGUGAUGGGAAGGGAGUACUACGACGUCUCACUUGAGGAUGGCUCAAACGGUUGGGCCGUCGAUCGUUUCGACCCGUUGACGUCCCGGUACGCGGAGCCGGAGAUGUCAAUUCCGAAGGGCGUGCAACCCGCCGAAAUUUUGAACGCGCUGGCGCACUGGAACUUUCAUCUCUAUCGGCGUAGCGACUGUCUGGAAGACAUUCGCCCGCAGGUACAACUUCAUCGCCUGCAGGCCAGUUCAGGUCCACGAAGGAUACGCCCGCUCCUGGAGCCGGCCGGUCUGAACUUACUUGAAGGCGCCAGGGCCGAGCGAAUCCGGUCUCACCCUCUCUCGACAUACAAGAUCGCUGAAGAGGUCAAAGAAGUGGAGAUCCACGACAUGGAGCCGUACUAUGGUCUGACCUUGGUCAACAAUACCACCUAUGACCUGUACCCCUACGUGUUCUACUUCGAUCCGUGCACUCUAGCCAUACAGGCUUGGUAUCUGCCCCACGGAAGUCAAGGCAGCGGUCCUUUGACUCGAAAGGGGCCUGACGGUCAACCUGGUCGACUUCCUAUCGGCUAUGGUGACUCGGGGACUGACAGUAUCAGAUUUAGCCUCGAUCCCAAUGUCAAGAAAGAGGCUGGCUUCCUCAAGAUCUUCGUAUCCACGUCGUACGUUGAUAUGAGAAGUGUUCAGCAGGGCGACCUCACGAAUGGAGCUGAACGCGGCGCUACGAAGGAGGAGUUCGAGUGGUCGCUCCUCGACUGUUGUGCAUGA